UGGAGGUAGGCGGGGGCCGCCGUCUCCUCAGCCCGGCCGCUGUCCCUCACACGGGGUGAGGGGCGCCCCGCGGGGCGCGUCCCGCCGCUCGGGGGACUCCAAAAUGGCGACCCCCGCUGAGGUGUCGCUUGGGGCCGCUGUGAGGCGAGGGGCCGGGUCUCUUCCCUCGGCCCGGGCUGACCCUCUGCGGCAGCGCCCCUCGGCCCAGUGGCGCUGGCACAUUUGUGCCUCGUCCUGAGGGGACGCGGUGGGCCCCGCAGGCCGGGUUCGGGUUCCUCCGGCUGGGGGAAGCGUAACUUCUCCGGCGAGGGCGGGAGGGCCCCGCGGGCAGGUGUGAGGGGACGGAGGCGGCAUUUCCCCUCCCCGAGACCCGGCCCGGGGCCUAGGGAGCCCAGAGAAGCGUCUGUGUCCCACGGCCGGCCUUGGGGUGCGAGGGCUAUGGAGCAGAUAGAGUGCGUUAUGUCCUGUGAGGCAUCGUCCAUGUUCACUUGUAGUUUUGGAAUUCAAGCCCUGAGGCAGAAACCCAAGUCCGUGUGAAUUUGCUGGUUGUGCAGACUCUGGCGUGUGCUCCUAGAACCCGUAGCAGUGUGAAAUAAACCUUGUUACCUGAGGCUGUACCGUGCCCUGGGCGCGGUUGUCUCUGCCUGGUGUCGGCAGUUCCUCACCUGGGAGGAACGGUGCUGGGUCAUGCUCCCGAAGGGCGUCAGUGCCUGGCACCGUGGCCUGAUGCUGGCAGGUGCGGGCUCCCGUUCGAGUUGACUGUGUCCAGCACAUCACUUGCCAUUUUCCUUCAAAUUCUCCAGGAAAGUGAGCUUCUCGCAAAGAACAGCUUUCUGGACAGCAUGUAGUUCAUCUGAGUGUGAAGUGGGCCACGAUACGGAUAGAAAAAGGUGUUAAAAAGCCACAGCCACAGAUGCUAAAGAGUCCUGCUGCUAAUGGUAUCAUUGAAAGAGACGAAACACCUAUGGAAAAAGAAAUUGAGCAUCUGCAUCGAGUAGAAUUUGAAUUCUCUGACAUAUUCUACUUCUGCAGAAAAGGGUUUGAGGCCAUUGUGGAAGAUGAAGUCACACAAAGGUUUUCCUCUGAAGAACUGGUCUCCUGGAAUCUCCUCACAAGGACUAAUGUCAACUUCCACUACGUCAGCCUGCGGCUGACUGUUGUGUGGGUCAUUGGGGUGAUAGUGCGGUACUGCCUUCUCCUGCCCCUGCGCUUUACCCUUGCUGCCAUUGGGAUUACCUCAAUGAUUGUGGGGACAACAAUAGUAGGACAGCUGCCAAAUAGCAGUGUGAAAGACUAUCUGAGUGAAGUGGUCCACCUCACGUGCUCCCGGAUCCUUGUCAGAGCUCUGUCUGGUACUAUCCAUUACCAUAACAAGGAAAACAAACCUCAGAAAGGAGGGAUUUGUGUUGCCAACCACACAUCACCGAUAGAUGUGAUCAUUUUGACAAAUGAUGGAUGCUAUGCCAUGGUUGGCCAGGUUCACGGUGGACUGAUGGGAGUCAUUCAGAGCGCCACAGUCAAGGCCUGUCCUCACGUUUGGUUUGAACGCUCAGAAAUCAAAGACCGCCAUCUAGUGACAAAAAGACUCAGAGAACACGUGGCAGAUAAGAGCAAACUCCCAAUCUUAAUUUUUCCAGAAGGCACCUGCAUAAACAAUACAUCUGUGAUGAUGUUCAAGAAGGGGAGCUUUGAAAUAGGAGGCACAAUCUAUCCUGUUGCAAUCAAAUAUGAUCCUCAGUUUGGAGAUGCAUUCUGGAACAGCAGCAAAUAUAACCUUGUGAGCUAUCUGCUGCGAAUAAUGACGAGCUGGGCCAUCGUUUGCAAUGUGUGGUACCUGCCACCAAUGGUUAGAAAGGAAGGUGAAGAUGCUGUUCAGUUUGCCAACAGAGUGAAAUCAGCCAUUGCUCGCCAAGGAGGACUGACUGAACUUCCCUGGGAUGGAGGUCUGAAAAGAGCAAAAGUCAAAGAUACUUUCAAAGAAGAACAACAGAAAAACUACAGCAAGAUGCUAGUGAGAAAUGGAUCAAUAGGAAGUCUGUCUACAGGAACAGAGUCAGACUGAGUGGUGGUUCUUGAAAAGUAAUUUUGCACAACCAGCCUUAGCAGGAUUGUUUUUUUUUAAUUAAAACAACAAAACAAAAGAAACACACAAAAACAACAACAACAACAAAAAAAAACCCCAAACACCACAAAAACCAGAGCAACAAAAUCCCAUGUCAUGUAGGCAUAUUCUCGGUAUGGCUGGUGCAGAGCCUGCCAAGGGCAGUGUCUCUGAAUCUCUUCCUGCCUUUUCAUUCUUCUCACUCCCCUGCCUCUCCUCAUGAUGAUGCACUGCAGCUCCUGGUGUUCUUGAGCUGAAUGUGUGGAGAGUUGAGGGACAAAAGGGUAAAAACAGCAUGGUUUUUCUGAGCUUUUAAGAAUGAAAGGAAGAACACUGAACAUGUUGCCAGGACACUGGUUGUGAAGAUACCUCUUGUUCAUGGUACUUGGAAGCUUUAAACAUAAUAGUUUUGUCUUUUUUCCUGUUGCUCACAGACUUUUAGUUGUAGAUGACUUAAAUAACGUUUUAGGAUGUCGUCAGAACUGUAAGGCUGACUCUUGUGGUUAGCUUGCACCUGGAUGUGCAAGGGGGGAAGGGAAGUAAGGGCUGCAGACCCUAAAGAAUAGGAAAGGAGCUGCCCUGCCAAAAUCACAGUUCAAAGACCACAAGGAAUUUGGUGGCCUUAUAACAUGGUAUUACCUUUACUGAGAACUGCUGCCUGAGGGAAGGGGCAAGUCCUCAAUCUCCCUUUCCACUGCUACUGUUGAAAUUGCUUUCUUGAGAUCUGGAGCUGUAAAGGUGAGAUACAGUAAGCAGCUGGAGAAUAUAGGCUAUGACAGAUGAAUUUUUACAAAGUAGGUGUUCAAGACUACCCUUCUAUAUAAAUUGCUGCUAACAGCUUAAUGAUCUCAAGAUAUUCACCCCAGAAACAACAUUUUGUGUUGAUCUGGGCUAGCAAUAGCUAUCACAAGUAUAAUAUAAACAUAGGAUCCAUGAGUCACCUAUGAUGCAAGAUGUGGCAUGUUCAAAUCUGCAAUAUAUUGCUGUCUUAAUGUAAAGAGAAAUAAAUUUUAUAUUUCUAA
Columba livia (rock pigeon) is the source of this 3123-nucleotide messenger RNA. Its product is annotated as glycerol-3-phosphate acyltransferase 3. The transcript has 12 exons. The record is from RefSeq and is a predicted model, not a curated record. Lineage: Eukaryota; Metazoa; Chordata; Aves; Columbiformes; Columbidae. Gene Ontology annotation, biological process: triglyceride biosynthetic process. Bases 914 to 2062 code for a protein of 382 amino acids. Gene Ontology annotation, cellular component: endoplasmic reticulum. Gene Ontology annotation, molecular function: glycerol-3-phosphate O-acyltransferase activity.